GAUGGAAAAUAAUGAUGGAAAAUAUUUACUUGAAAAUCACCAGCUGGCCAUGGAUGUGGAGAAUAACAUUGAAAAAUGUCACCUCAAUCUACAGCCCUUGGAAUCAAAGGUGAAAAUCAUUCAGCGCGCGUGGCGCGAGCGCCUGCAGCGGCAGGAGCCCCCGGAGAAGAGGAGCCCGUCGCCGCCCUCCGUGUCCUCGGACAAGCUGAGCAGCUCCGCCAGCAUGCACACCUUCUCGGACGGCAGCACGCCCGAAAGGAGAAACAACUUGCUUAAGAUCAGCUAGCUGGUCAGCUGCAGAGGUGGAGCUAGAAACCAGAUUCUUCUGACCCUCAAGCAAGAGGAUUUCUAUUGCGAUAUGUGCUCACCAAGGAACUCCAGUGCUGAGCAAUCAGUGGAAGUUUGUGGAGAAAUUUUUAAAUUUAAAAUAAAAACAACUUUUUAAACUUUAGAGCUGUCAUUCAAUGGUAUAAGCUUUCUCAUAAAGCAGAGAGCUUCUCAGCACCAGAAAUGUGCACGCACAGACUGGAUGGGCGACAUCAGAGAUGCUGUGCAAGGGGACUCUCUAUUGUGUGUGUGUGUGCAUGUGUGUGUGUGUGUAGCUGUUGGACUAGAUGAUCUCUAAGUUAUCUUUCAACUUGAACAUGGAGAGCCGACGUUAGUACAAUGUUGUCUCAUUAAAAAGAGAAAACAAGAAUAAUUUCUUCAUUCAACAUUUAUUAGGUACAUACUCAAAGCACUGUGUGUCUCUAAGACCUGACAUGAUUACCCAAGUCUGACUGAGCCCCCUGAGAAACCACCUAUUUGAGAAGAAGUAAGAAAGGAGGAGAUUGAGAAUGAGUUAAAAUAAAGAGGAUGGAAAAAGAAACCCCAGGAGGGAGAGUAAGAUGCACCACUUGGAUCUGUUUGAGAAGGGAAAAUUAGGUUAAAGGGAAAAAAAGCAGAACCAAAAUUAUAAUUUAUCUCUUCAUUAUCUCUAGCAUGGAGAUACUUCAAUGCAUGCAAAAGAAAAAAAAAAUUUAGAAUUUAUUGAUCCCUAAUAAAUUCUAUGAUUCUAGUCAGGAUUAUCAAAUCUCUAAUGAGCUUUUGCCUGUAUCCUUUCAACCUGUGUAGCUGUAGCUGCAUAAUCUACCCUUAGAGAUUCUAUCCCAGUUGCCGUCUGUCCUUGUCCUAAUUGGGAGAAAUUCUGAAGCUGUAGACCGUCAAUUCAAGGACUCAACAUUGUCAGCUUUGCUGCUGGCCCUGCUCUGAAUUGGCAUCUUUCCUUGAUUAACUGGAUUUUUCCCAUACAUGGUAUUUUUAGGCUAUGCUGUAACAAAUAUAUCCAAAGUAGAAUAGCGCAAGCACAGCAGAAGUUUAUUCUUGAUUAGGUAUCAGUACGGGACUGAUGGGCAGGUCAAUGGGAUGACCCUCCUUCAUACAGGCAUUCAGAGAACCCAGGAUGUUGUAGGCUCUGCCAUCUUCAAUGUGUGGUUUCCAAAACACCCUAGAAUCAAAACCUAAAGCAAACCAGAACGGGAAAAGGAAAUGGAGAGGCGGACAUGGAAGGUUGUAAUGGACCAGGUCUGUCCAAAAGAGACACACAUCCCUCAACUCAUGUUCUUUUUACUGAACUCGGUCAUAUACCAUACCUAACUGCAAGGAGACUGGGAAAUAUAAUCCCACAGGACACAUAAAAAUAAGGCAAGAAAAUGGAUUUCAGAUCACUUAGUACUUUCUGCCUUACCUGGACUUCUGUUCCACCUGGGAGGAAUUCUUCUUCCAAACCAGUGUUUCCUGCUUCUACAAGCAUGGCGCGCUGCCAGGUCUGCUCGGUGCUACCUUCUCUACAGCCUUGGCCACUGCAUAUUUCAGUCCUGCAGGGUGCAAACGACAGAACCUAACCCAGUUAAUUUUAGCUGAAAAUGAAUUUAUUAGAAGGAUAUCAGCUAUCUCACUGAAUAGACAGGAAGGCUGGAGAAUCAGGCUCAGAAAACAAAGAGGCACAAAGGGAAAUUGGCCAGCCAGAACCCCGGGAAAGGCACACGGAAGGGGCAACAUUGCUGGAGUGCUGCAGGCCUCAGGGACAUCAGAGGCAGCGGUCACAUGGGGUCUAAAAUGUGCCUGCUGCUCUGAGACACUUCCUGCAGACUCAGAGUCCUGGGCAGGGCGCCCCGUUGACUGGUGCAGAUCAUGUGUCUGAAGCCAUAUUGUUUGGAUCCGGGGAAGGGAAGUUACUUCUGUAGCCGGGGGUAGAAUUCUAUUCCUUGCUGUGACUGCCAUAAAUAACAGUGGAGUCAGUAAUGACAGGACAGGGGCUCAGAUGCACCAGAAAAAAAGAAGGGAAUCCACAGUGCCUGCUGCCGUAAGACACUCUAGGGCUGUGUUCGGUCUACUGAUGGCCCAGGCCAAUUCUCACUGCUUCCAGUUGGCCACACCCCUCGACUGUGCCUUACUGCUGUGACUAGACCAUGCCUGUUUUCCCUCCUAAGAUGCGUUCUGAUCACUUUCACCAGUUUAUUACCCUAAUCCACCCGGCAUCCUGUGUGAGACUCACUCUGGCUCUUUUUCAUGCUAGCCGAACUUUUCAGGUCCUAGUCCCACAACACUUGGCAUUGUUUUGAGAACUAAAUUCAGACCUGGGACCUAUGUGAUCAGUCUGCAUGGCCAUCACCCAGACAUUUGACCCAUCUCCUCUGGGAUUUUCUCAUCUGUAAAAUGAAUGAGUUGGCUCAAUUCCCAUUAGUCUCAAAGGGACGCCGAGAGCUUAACAAGAUGGUCCUUCGAGACAUUUGGAACACAGGGUGGCAUUAUCACAUUAUUAUUUUCACAAGCUGUUCACCUGAAGGGAGAAAAUAAAGAGUGGAAAUUUAAUGCCAGAGAGGUUUAUGGCACUUUGUCAAUUCGACAUUAGCUUUGAGGGCUUUUGGAAUUUUGCCUGAAAUUUUCAGUACAAAGCAGCUAAAAGCUGCGUUUUUCUGGGCUUGUGAUAUUCCCGUCCCGAGGGACAGCAUUAGGCAUUUGUGAGGGAUGAACUGUGCCAGACCCAUUUCCCAAUGUCCCAGCAACAGACACAAAGAAGCAGUGCACACUCUGUCACUUGCUGCUUGUACCCACAUUUCACACUUGGAACGGCACCUCUGACUUGUGCCAGAAGCAAAGGGCGGGAGAGGAAUGAUCCACAUACGCAUGUGAAGGAAGCUCCCUGUCUGACGUGCGGGCCCCUUAUGGCUGGGCAGCUUCAAUUGGAGCGGUCAGAUGGACCCUACUGAGGGUCACAGAGCCUUUUUGAGACCUUUCAAAAUCACCCACACCACAGUACUCUUUGAAAGAGAGCUACUGGUUAUGCAAACGUCACAUUUGCCACCUAAACCCAAGAAUAGGCUAAUUAGAAGUAGGGAGGAGAAGUGUAUGCUUUUGGAACUUCAUUUUAAUGAUUUUGGAAGGAAGAGAAAGGCAGGAAAACUUGUUGGGAUCCAGGAAAGCAUUUAUUCACGUGUUUAAAGUUUAAGCUAUGUGAUCAUAAUUACACACAAAAGUUCUAAGUGGUUUCCUUUAUUUAGACCAGAAUUGUUUUCAAAUACCUAGGCUUCCACAUAUGUGCCUAAAACUCAUAUUUAUGUAUAUUUUAAA
This is a messenger RNA of Equus caballus (horse), 3612 nucleotides long. RefSeq names its product IQ motif containing J (gene IQCJ). The record is from RefSeq and is a predicted model, not a curated record. NCBI's taxonomy places the organism in Eukaryota, Metazoa, Chordata, Mammalia, Perissodactyla, Equidae.